Messenger RNA from Patiria miniata (bat star), 1564 nucleotides. Its product is annotated as dual specificity mitogen-activated protein kinase kinase 6-like. Gene Ontology annotation, biological process: protein phosphorylation; MAPK cascade. The record is from RefSeq and is a predicted model, not a curated record. The transcript is spliced from 11 exons. Gene Ontology annotation, molecular function: ATP binding; MAP kinase kinase activity. The coding region runs from base 199 to 1254 and encodes 351 amino acids. NCBI's taxonomy places the organism in Eukaryota, Metazoa, Echinodermata, Asteroidea, Valvatida, Asterinidae.
UUUUGUGACGUUUAUCGUGAGUCCCCUUUCAUGCCUUUCCAUUUGGAUGAGUCAUCGCGAUCGUUGUUUGUGAAGUUCUUCGGGAUCGGUUUUAUUAUUCCUCUACAGCACACGUUGGACAACACAUCCGCGUAGAUCGCCAGUCCUUAGAAGCUGAACUUGCUGUGCCAUUGCGGUGCUAGGUCUUUACGGGAUUCUAUGUACAAAAACCGCAUCAACAUGGCAGGGAAUCCAGAGAGGAAGAAGUUGAGGCCAGGCUUAAAACUGACGCCGAUCCGUGUCGACACAACACAGACAGACAACUCCCGGCCGCCGGGCAAUCUGGACAACCAGGCGACGCUCAGCAUCAGCGGCAAAGGCAACUUUGUGGUGCGAGCCGAGGACUUGACAGACAUCGCCGAGUUGGGGAAGGGUGCUUACGGCGUUGUCAGCAAGGUCGUCCACACUCCCAGCAGCACAACCAUGGCAGUUAAGAGAAUACGAGCUCAGGUCAACAAGCUGGAAGACAAGCGGAUCCUGAUGGACAUGGACGUGUCCAUGAGGAGCUCAGACUGUCCCUGGACUGUGGAAUUCUACGGGGCAUUAUUUCAAGAGGGAGAUGUCUUGAUAUGCAUGGAGGUUAUGGACACUUGCCUAGGGAAAUUCCAGACCAAGAUUAAAAGCAUGGACGUCCUCAUACCCGAAGACAUCCUCAGUAGAAUAGCAUUCUCGAUUGUGAGCGCGUUGCAUUAUCUGCAGACAGAGUUGAAGGUCAUGCACCGAGACGUGAAGCCCUCCAACGUCUUGGUCAAUCGCAACGGCAGGAUCAAGAUGUGCGAUUUUGGGAUCAGCGGCCGGCUCGUCGACUCUGUUGCCAAGACGAUUGAGGCUGGCAGCAAACCGUACAUGGCGCCGGAGAGAAUAGAUCCGGAUAUAACGGGCAAUGCAAAAGGGUACGACGUCAAGUCAGACGUGUGGAGUCUCGGAAUAACGAUGUAUGAGCUAGCAACAAAUGAGUUUCCAUACGAGAAGUGGGGGACGCCCUUCGCCCAGCUGAAGCAAGUUGUCAAAGAACCCUCGCCCAAACUUCCCGGGGGGAAAUUCUCAGCGGAAUUAGAAGACUUCGUCGAUCAGUGCCUAAAGAAGAAUUGUUCUGAAAGACCAACGUACACAAGACUUAUGAGGCACACAUACAUCUCAACGCAUAGCGGAGUCAACGAUGGAGAUGUAGCGACAUUCGUCACGGGUGUGUUGGACACGGCGGCAACGAAUUAAACACCACCUUCCACUAGAGAAAUCCCCACAAAACCCCUUGAAUAACUAGCAGGUUUUAAAAACUUAGGCUUCAUUCCGGCCGUGGCAUCUUCUCUGACUUAAUACUUACUGAAGCCGCAGCCAGAGACAAACGGAGAUUUCAAAAACACCCCACAUCCUAAGUAUGCAGAAUACUCGAACAGUUACCGACGGCCAUGAUGUAAAACAGUAUUUAUGAACCUCAUUUGCUUACAAGGUUGACAUAGUAUCAUUUUUUUUAUGAAAUGGAACUCAAACAGUGUCUGAAAAUCUUUUCGUUUUGGAGGAAAUG